Lymnaea stagnalis (great pond snail) is the source of this 414-nucleotide messenger RNA. The record is from the annotation of a GenBank genome assembly. NCBI's taxonomy places the organism in Eukaryota, Metazoa, Mollusca, Gastropoda, Lymnaeidae.
CAUGUUAGAAAAGUGCUCCAACUUAAUAUUGUGGCGGGAGGGGGGUAUUUCGAAUACCUCUUGUCCUAUCAUUUAAGCUGCUACACAUCACAAAGCCUUCGUUCACCCCCUCAGAGGAAAUAUUGCUGCAGUAUCUUAGUGAAGAUGCUGAAUGCAGUGCCGCAGACUCUUCAUCAAAACUGCUCAAUAAACCAAUCUGUUUUGGCAUCAAAUUAUCUCACUGCCUACACAUCUGUUAAAGAAAACCUGGCAAAUCAUUCCGUUGUGGGAUUUCGUUCUGAAGGGAAAGUUUGUAAUCUUUUGGCUAAUGGUGUAAUCGAGGUCCUCAGUAUAAAAAUUGCUGCUGUAUAUGAAGUUGUCGCAUUGGUGGAAAAGCUGCUCCGAUUAAACUCUAUUGUUGGAGUUAAAAGAUUA